Loa loa (African eye worm) is the source of this 2976-nucleotide messenger RNA. RefSeq lists its product as hypothetical. The record is from RefSeq and is a predicted model, not a curated record. Gene Ontology annotation, molecular function: serine-type endopeptidase inhibitor activity. The transcript is spliced from 21 exons. Bases 1 to 2976 code for a protein of 991 amino acids. Lineage: Eukaryota; Metazoa; Nematoda; Chromadorea; Rhabditida; Onchocercidae.
AUGGAUACGACAUAUGCGCUUCUGUUGCUUGUAUUUUUUCCAGCAUCUAAUAAAGCAGCAAUAUCCACGGGUGGUGCUAUAGCUAAAUUAGUAGUUACAUUAUCAAAUAGCAACAAUCAUCCAUGUCAGCAACCCCUCCAACGUGGCAACUGUUCACAAAGAAUUCCAUCCUUUUAUUAUAGUAAUCGUGAUCAUAAAUGUCGAAAAUUUAUGUACAGUGGUUGCAAUGGGAAUGAAAAUCGUUUCGUGAAUCGGCGACAAUGUCAAGCAAAAUGUGGUAGAAAACGAAAAUUUCGUGUGAAACAAGACUUCUCCAGUGCAAGUAGUAUACAAAUAUUGCAAAUAGCAGUAUCCGGAUAUAUUUUAGCCAUUUGUCACCAACGAUUUGAUCCGCAAUACCGGAAAUUGUGUCGUCAGACUACGUCGAGUGCACCAGCUUGGGAGCUACGUUAUUUUUAUGAUAUUGACGAAAAUCGAUGUCGACGCUUUUGGUAUGGUGGUUGUAAAGGAUCCGGAAGGAAUCGGAAUAUAUUUGCUAACGAGCAGGCUUGUGAAUUACUGUGUGUAAGGAAAAACGAUCGCAUAUCAAAGGCUAAGGCAAAAAAUUCAACCUCAAAGAAAACGGCUAAUUCGUGCUUUCUAAAAUUUGACACGAAUCUACGCUAUGGUUGUAAGACUUUUGAUUGGCGUCCACGAUUUUUUUAUAAUCAAACAAGCUCAACAUGUGAAAUGUUUUGGUACGAUACUUCAUGCCCGAAACGUCGAAAAGUUACCAAUAUGUUUUACCAUCGCGGGAUUUGUAAAAGACUAUGCGAGCAAUCCGACCAAAUGACUGGAAAACCAUCACAACGAAAUGAUAUACGUCAUAUCGGGCAAAUUUCAGCAAUGUUUUCACAACCGUAUAGUUCCAUGCGGUCAAAAUCGAUACAGAUGCGAAAGAUUUUUGAUGGUCUUUUAAUCGAUGCUUACAUUAAGCCUGUUAAAGCAGCUAAAUUGGAAAUAUCAAACAUAAACUGCAGUUAUACUUCACUUCAUGCUAAUUCAACUCCUUCUAGUAAUCAUUCCGGGAUACAUGUGAUUCCUGCUGGUAAUUCUUUCGGAAUACGUGCAACUCCUGGUAGCAAUCCUUCCGGAAUACAUGUGACUCACUCAUACGUUAAGGAAGCACCGGAAAAUGAUAACGCCAGCAGUUUUGAUUUUCAUAUAUUAAAAGCUGAAUUUCGCCGUUCUCUGCAAAAAGUUUUCCCGAGAUCAGCCAAGGAAGAAGAGGAUAAUGAUAAGACUUAUCACUUCGAUCAGUUCAUGCCUGUUUUAUCAAAAACAUCAAAAUAUAGUGAAUUCGAUCCGAAAUUAGCAGAUAAAUGUAACAUCACAAACUGGUUACCCCGGUACUAUUAUGAUAUAAAAAGUAACAAAUGCCGAAUGUUCUGGAAUAGUGAAUGUACCUCGGAUAACGGCAAUAAUUUUGAAAAUAUUACAAACUGCCAGAAGCGAUGUGCAAUAAGAUGGCCUGGUUCAGGUUCAGAUAAGGUCAAAGGGCAAAUGUUACCCUUGGCACUGAUAACACGUUGCUUGGAGCCAUUGGCAUUAGGCAAUUGUUCGAAAAUGCAUCCCGCUUAUUACUACAAUCGAGGGACACAACGUUGUGAACCUUUCGUGUACAGUGGAUGUGACGGUAACUCAAAUCGUUUCCUUACGCUAAAUCAAUGUCAAACAACGUGCCAUCAAUUUCGUCGGUUAUCUCUUCUGGAAACGAAUUGCUUUUUACCGUUCGAUGGUGGCAAGCAAUUUAAGGAAAGAAAAUGUGCGAAAACACCUGAAACACCUGGAAUAUUUUACUAUUACAGUCACGAGAAUGAAUGUUGUGGGCGAUUCUGGUAUUCCGGAUGUGCCGGUAAUGAAAAUCGAUUCUACGACCUGUCUACUUGUAAAACUGUUUGUCUACAUAUUCCAACAAGAUUCGUCUUUGAAAACGUUCCGCAUACUAAAGUUUACUUCGAGCCGAUUAUGAAAGGGAAAUGCUUAGGUAGUAAUCAGAAAAGUGUUCAACGAUGGGCUUACGAUCACAUUCAACUACGCUGUGUCACAUUUAAUUAUACCGGAUGCAACGGGAAUCAAAAUCGUUUUCUUACCGAAUAUUCAUGCAAUGUUCUGUGUAAAGGCCUAAAACGUCCUUUACAAGAGCGUUGUAUUGCUUAUCCAAAUUGGAGUAAUUGUAAUCAGUUAAGCAAUCAGUGGUUCUAUAACUUGACCAAAGGUACUUGUGAGCAGUUUUUAUGUGGUGACUGCAAUGGUGACAAUGGAAAUCGAUUUGACACAAUUGAGAGAUGUCAACAAAUUUGUGGAGUGCGAACAAAAACCGAAUGUUCCGAGCCAUUGGAUCGUGGAUAUUGGUGUGAAUUGAUGUCCAAUCGUUAUUAUUAUAAUUCCGAGAUAAAUGCUUGUAAAAGCUUUCAUUAUACAGAAUGCGGGAAGAGUCGAAAUAUAUUCAAAACACAGCAAGAGUGUGAGGAGAAAUGUCUCAAUCAAGCGGAUUUGUCAUCCCCACAAUUCCCACUAAGCAACAGUUCAUCUGGGCAAAUAAACUAUCGAAGUGUAAAACCACUUGUGAAACAUAUAUCGCAUGCGCAUCAAAUUAUGGUGACGGAUAAUACUCCCUAUAUAAAGACAGGUGCUCAAUGGCUUGAAGAUGGAAAAUGUAUCGGUUAUAGGUAUAACAUUACCGGUGAAAGAACUCGCCUAAUGAGCUAUCUUUGUUCAAUGGAACCAGGUGGCACUUGUUAUACACAGAUUCUGUCAACCACGAAUGGUGACGAGAAAUGUCGCUUUGUACAGCCGUGGCUGAAAGGAAUGCAUCUAUAUUCCUGGUUUUUUACCAUCGAUCGGCAAUCUUAUCCGAUCGGUGAGCAGGCUUUGAACGAGACAGUUGCAACGCUGAUAAUUCUACCGUCAAAUGAUUGUCAUAGCAUAUGUUGA